AUGUGCGCCAGCAUCCGGACCAUUGGCAUCGUCACCUGCAGCACGCGCUCGACCCGCGUCAACCCCUACAUCACGCAAUACAUCAGCAGCCUCCUCGGCGACGUCAUCCGCGACAUCCCCGCCCUGCGCGCCGCCACCCUCAGCGUCAUCGACCUCGAGGCGCAAAGUUUGCCGCUCCUCGACGAGCCCGGGGUGCCGUCCAAGCUCCCCGCCGCCGACCCGACGCCGCACUACCAGCACGCGCACACGCGGCGCUGGUCCGCCGUCGUCGCGCGCCACGACGCCUUUGUCUUUGUCACGCCCCAGUACAACUGGAGCGUGCCCGCGAGCCUCAAAAACGCCCUCGACUACCUGUACCACGAGUGGGCCGGCAAGCCCGCCGUCGUCGUGGCGUACGGCGGGCGCGGCGGCGGCAAGGCCGCGGCGCACCUGCAGCAGAUCCUCGCGGGCCUGCGCAUGCGCGUGGCCGCAACGGCCGUGACGCUGCCGGUGAGCGUCGAGGACGGCAAUCAGUGUCGGGAAGAGGGCGCGCUGGCCGAGGCGGUUGUCAAGCGCUGGGCAGAGGUGGGCGUGCCAGAGACGCUGCGGCUGGCGGCGGCGGAAAUGGUUUCCGAAAAGUAG
This is a messenger RNA of Beauveria bassiana ARSEF 2860, 621 nucleotides long. RefSeq names its product NADPH-dependent FMN reductase. Gene Ontology annotation, cellular component: cytosol. The record is from RefSeq and is a predicted model, not a curated record. Lineage: Eukaryota; Fungi; Ascomycota; Sordariomycetes; Hypocreales; Cordycipitaceae. Bases 1 to 621 code for a protein of 206 amino acids. Gene Ontology annotation, molecular function: oxidoreductase activity; FMN binding. The transcript has a single exon.